GCCGCUGUCAGUGAAAGUGAAUCAGAAGCCAUCAGACUUCAAUUUGUGUCGAGGGGAAAAUACAAACUUUUCAGAAGUAAAAACAGGUUUGAUUUAACACACCGAUGUUGGAGUGAAGUAAACGUGUGCCCUGCUGUAAUCUGGAGAAGGAGACAUGACCUCCAACAUGAGUGUGUCUGGAAAACAGGACUUAAAGAAAGACGAGAGACCACAAAACAAGAAAUCAGACAUCAACAGGAAUCAGCUGGACUCCAUAUUCAUGGAGCUGGAACACAAAGUCAUCACUCUGAUAAAGAAUGAGCUGAAGAGGUUUAGGAAGCUCCUGAGUCCAGAUUACCCAGCAUGCACUGAGAGGGAGGUGGAGGAUGAGGAGGAUCUGCACAGUGUCCGAGAGGGAGUGCUGAAGAUCACACUGCACGUCCUGAAGAAAAUGAACCACACAGAUCUCGCAAAGACACUGCACAACAAGUCUCUGGUGCCUGAAUGUCAUGAAAAACUCAAAUCCAACCUGAGAGAGAAGUUUAAAAGAAUUAAUGAAGGAAUCUCACAGCAUGGAAGCUCAGCACUUCUGAAUGAGAUCUACACAGAGCUCUACAUCACAGAGGGUUGGAGUGGAGACGUCAAUAAUGAACAUGAGGUGAGACAGAUUGAGACAGCGUCCAGGAGACUAGCAACACAGGAGACACCCAUCAAGUGUAAUGACCUCUUUAAAGACAAGUCCAUCAGAACUGUGCUGACUAAAGGAGUUGCUGGAAUUGGAAAAACAGUCUCUGUGCAGAAGUUCAUUCUGGACUGGGCUGAAGGAAAAGCAAAUCAGGAUGUCUCCUUCAUGUUUCCACUUCCCUACAGAGAGCUGAAUUUGAUGAAGCAGCAAAAUCUCAGUCUCAUGAAUCUUCUUCAUCACUUUUUCCCAGAAAUAAGAAAACUACAAUUAAUAGACUGUGAGUCCUACAAAGUGGUGUUGAUCUUUGAUGGUCUGGAUGAGUAUCGACUUCCUCUAAAUUUCCAGAACAAUGAGAGAUUGUGUGAUGUGACAGAGUCAGCCUCAGUGGAUGUGCUGCUCACAAACCUCAUCAAGGGGAAUCUGCUUCCCUCUGCUCUCCUCUGGAUAACCUCUCGACCAGGAGCAGCCAAUCAGAUCCCUCCUGAGUGUGUAGACCAGGUAACAGAGGUACGAGGGUUCAGUGAUCCUCAGAAAGAGGAGUACUUUAGGAAGAGGAUCAGUGAUCAGAGCUUGGCCAAUAAAGUCAUCACACACAUGAAGUCUUCAAGAAACCUCUACAUCAUGUGCCACAUCCCAGUCUUCUGCUGGAUUUCAGCCACUGUUCUAGAGAGAAUGUUGGGUAAAGCAGAGAGUGGAGAGAUCCCCAAGACUCUGACUCAAAUGUUCACACACUUCCUGAUCUUCCAGAUCAAACACAAGGACCAAAGGUACCAUCAGAAAUGUGACCCUGAUCCUCAGCAGACCAGAGAUAGUAUCCUGGCACUGGGAAAACUGGCUUUCCAACAGCUGGAGAAAGCAAACCUGAUCUUCUAUGAGGAAGACCUGAGAGAGUGUGGCAUUGAUGUCAGAGAAGUGUCAGUGUACUCAGGAGUGUGUACCCAAAUCUUCAGUGAGGAGUUUGGGCUUCACUUGGGGAAGGUGUUCAGCUUUGUAAAUCUGAGUGUUCAGGAGUUUCUGGCUGCUUUAUAUGUAUUUCUGUCUUUCAUCUUCAAAAACAGAAAUGUGUUACUGGAGCAAGAUCCUAAAAUUUUACAUUUCUUCAAAAAGUCAACUUUGUCCGAUUUCCUCAGGAGUGCAGUGGACAAGGCCUUACAGAGUGAGAAUGGACACCUGGACCUGUUCCUCCGCUUCCUUCUGGGUCUCUCCCUGGAGUCCAAUCAGACUCUCUUACGAGGCUUAAUGCCCCAGACACGAAGCAGCUCUCACAGCAAACAGGAAACAGUCGAGUACAUCAAGGAGAAGAUCAGGGAGAAUCCAUCUCCAGAGAAAUCGAUUAAUCUGUUCCACUGUCUGAAUGAACUGAAUGAUCAUUCUCUAGUGCAGGAAAUACAAAAUUACCUGAAAAGAAGAGGCUACAGGUGUCUCAGUGGAACCCGACUCUCUUAUGCUCAGUGGUCAGCUCUCGUGUUUGUGUUACUGAACUCAGAACAGGAGCUGGAUGAGUUUAAUCUGAAUAAAUAUGACCCAUCAGAGGAAUGUCUUCUGAGGCUGCUGCCAGUGGUCAAAGCCUCCAGAAAAGUUGUGCUGUGUGGGUGUAAUCUGACAGAGGAAAGCUGUAGAGUUCUGUCCUCAGUUCUCAGCUCAAACUCCUCCAGUCUGAGAGAACUGAACCUGAGUGUCAAUAAACUGCAGGAUUCAGGAGUAAAGCUGCUCUCUGCUGGACUGAAGAAUCCACACUGUACACUGGAGAUAGAGAUCAGUGUUCUGAUAUUUCAUCAUUUCUCUUCCAGGCUGUGUGGGUGUAAUCUGACAGAGGAAAGCUGUAGAGUUCUGUCCUCAGUUCUCAGCUCAAACUCCUCCAGUCUGAGAGAACUGAAACUGAGUGGAAAUAAACUGCAGGAUUCAGGAGUGAAGCUGCUCUCUGCUGGACUGGAGAAUCCACACUGUACACUGGAGAAACUGGACCUGUGUGAGUGUAAUCUGACAGAGGAAAGCUGUAGAGUUCUGUCCUCAGUUCUCAGCUCAAACUCCUCCAGUCUGAGAGAACUGAACCUGAGUGACAAUAAACUGCAGAAUUCAGGAGUGAAGCUGCUCUCUGCUGGACUGGAGAAUCCACACUGUACACUGGAGAUACUGAGGCUGUGGGGGUGUAAUCUGACAGAGGAAAGCUGUAGAGUUCUGUCCUCAGUUCUCAGCUCAAACUCCUCCAGUCUGAGAGAACUGAACCUGAGUUACAAUAAACUGCAGGAUUCAGGAGUGAAGCUGCUCUCUGCUGGACUGGAGAAUCCACACUGUACACUGGAGAUACUGAGGUACACACACACACACACACACACACACACGCAAAUGGAGAGAGAAAGAGAGAGAGCAGAAUUUUAAUAAAUGCCAAAACAU
Pangasianodon hypophthalmus (striped catfish) is the source of this 3058-nucleotide messenger RNA. Its product is annotated as NACHT, LRR and PYD domains-containing protein 3-like. Gene Ontology annotation, molecular function: protein binding. The transcript has 9 exons. The record is from RefSeq and is a predicted model, not a curated record. NCBI's taxonomy places the organism in Eukaryota, Metazoa, Chordata, Actinopteri, Siluriformes, Pangasiidae. The coding region runs from base 155 to 3043 and encodes 962 amino acids.